Messenger RNA from Xenia sp. Carnegie-2017, 667 nucleotides. RefSeq names its product reactive oxygen species modulator 1-like. The transcript has 2 exons. Gene Ontology annotation, biological process: protein insertion into mitochondrial inner membrane; protein import into mitochondrial matrix. Gene Ontology annotation, cellular component: TIM23 mitochondrial import inner membrane translocase complex. NCBI's taxonomy places the organism in Eukaryota, Metazoa, Cnidaria, Anthozoa, Malacalcyonacea, Xeniidae. The record is from RefSeq and is a predicted model, not a curated record. The coding region runs from base 66 to 287 and encodes 73 amino acids.
UGUAAGACUGUGUAUUUAUAUCUACAACCCAGCUUCGGUUAAAUGACCAAAAAUUUGAUGAGAAUAUGCAAAGACGACAACAACCCAGCUGUUUUGAUCGAGUUAAAAUGGGUUUCAUGAUAGGAUUUGCCGUCGGGAUGAGUGCUGCAGGGCUAUUUGGCACAUACGCCGCGCUAAGGGCAGGUCUUCGUGGUCGCGAGUUAACCAGUAUGGUUGGUAAGUCUAUAGUACAAGGUGGUGGUACAUUUGGUGUAUUUAUGUCAGUUGGUACUGCUAUAAGAUGUUGAAAAAGAGGGGGAAAAUCGUCAAUAUGUUUGUAGAACUUGGCUCAAAUUUCAAACAGUAGUGGACAUUAAAUAUAUCAUGCCAUGCGUAUACAUUUCUAAAUCUUGUAAUCGACAAAAAAGAUGCUAGGUUCCUGAUGUUAUGGUGAAAUUGAAUUCAGGAAAUAAUAAUCCCUUCUUGCAUUAUUGAUAUUAAGACUACAUGCUAAGAAUUUUUGUAUUUAUUGUCGGUAAUAUCUGCAAGGAUCAAUGGCUCGUACUUUAGGUUGAUAGAGUCAAUACUACAUGAAAAACUAUUAUUUUUGUCAACUGUUUAUAUGAGACAAGCAAAGUUUAGAUGUAUUUUAACUACAAUCAAUAAUGAUUUGUUGCAUCAUCCUGAA